Molecule: messenger RNA, 2310 nt
Organism: Eimeria maxima
Lineage: Eukaryota; Apicomplexa; Conoidasida; Eucoccidiorida; Eimeriidae
Product: fibrillin-2 precursor, putative
Exons: 3
Coding region: 1-2310 (769 amino acids)
Molecular function (GO): calcium ion binding
Source: RefSeq, a predicted model, not a curated record
AUGAUGGGAUCUGUUGCUGCUGCUGUUCCUACUCCUGCUGCUGCUGCUGUUGCUGCUCCUGCUGCUCCUGCUGCUGGUACUUCUCCUGUUUGUUCGUAUAAAUGUACAACAGAAUUGGGGCUGUAUAGAUGCAGCUGUCCCCUUGGGUAUAAGGUGUCUCCUAUUAAUUUAUCUGCAUGCAUAGAUAGGGAUGAAUGUAAGGAGGGACUAGGUAAUGGUCUCCCUGCAUGCACCAGCAGCAGCAGCAGCAGCAGCAGCAGCAGCAGCAGCAGCAGCAGCAGCGGUAUUGAUAAAUCACAAGUUUGUAUUAAUCUACCUGGAUCUUAUCAAUGUGCAUGCGCUCCUGGAUAUAGACUUAAGGGCAGCAGCAACAGCAGCACCAGCAGCAGCACCAGCAGCAGCACCAGCAGCAGCAGCAACAGGGACGGUAAUCUGCAUAAGGCGAUGGGUAUACAAACACAACUUAAUGCACAACCACUAGCCACACAGCAGCAGCAGCUGCAGCAGCAGCAGCUGCAGCAGCAGCUGCAGCAGCUGCAGCAGCAGCAGCAAAUACUGCAGCAGCAGCAGCAGCAGUUUGCAAAAGGGCAGCCACUGCAGCAGCAACAAGUGCCAUAUGCACAAGUUAACCCCACACAACAGCAACAGCAACAGCAGCAGCAGCAGCAGCAGCAGCAGCAGCAGCAGCAGCAGCAGCAGAUGUUGCUGCAGGCUAAACAGAUGACUGCGCCUGCUGCACCUCCUCCUACAGUUGCUGCUGGUGCCCCUGCUGCUGCUCCUGCUGCUGCUCCUGUUGCUGCUGCUGCUGCUAUUGGUUCUCCUGCUGCUCCUACUGCUGCUCCUGGUGCUCCUCUGGCUGUUUCUCCUGUUGUUGCUCCUGCUGCUGCUCCAGCUACUCCUCUUGCUGCUAGUGCUGCUGGUCCUGCUGCUCCUCUUGCUGCGCCUGCCGCUCCUGCUGCUACUCUUGCUGCUGCUCCUUCCCCUGCUCCUGCUGCUGCCACUGUUCAACAGCCGCAACCUCCUGCUGCACUCUCGCAGCAACAGCAGCUUUUGCUGCAGCAGCAGCUCCUCAAGCAGCAGCAGCAACAGCUCCUGCAGCAACAAAAGCUCCUCCAGCAGCAGCAGCAGCCACAGCAGCAGCAACCGCAGCAACUUCCGCUGCAGCAGCAACGUCCGUUGCAACAGCAACUUCCGCUUCAACAGACUCAGCAGCCGCAGCUGCAGCAGCAGCAGCAGCAACCUCAGCAGCAGCUACAGCAGCAGCUACAGCAGCAGCUACAGCAGCAGCAGACACAGCUCCCCCAGCAGAGGCAACAACUACCGCAGUUGCCGCUGCAGCAACAGCAGCACACCCCGCAGCAGCAGCAGCAGCAGCAGCAGCAGCAGCCGCAGCAGCCGCAGCAGCAGCAGCAGCAGCAGCAGCAGCAGCAGGCGUUACCUGUUAGACAGCAGAGGAAUUCGUUACUAAAAGAUGCACAGAAUCUUAUAGUGCAGCAGCAGCAGCAGCUAAUAAUGCAGCAGCAGCAGGAGAUAUUAAGGCAGCAGCACCUAAUAGAGGAAAGAAAAACCCUUGAACGUUAUCAGAAACCUCAGCAGCAGCAGCAGCAGCAGCAGCAGCAGCAGCAACUGCAGCAGCAGCAACUGCAGCAGCAGCAGCAGCAGGGAGUUCCUGUUCGUCGUCUACAACUAGAGAAGACAAUAGAAGGAAUAGUUAGGGCAGCAGCACGCAGCAGCACAGACGCCUACAACAGCAGCAGCAGCAGCAGCAGCAGCAGCAGCAGCAAUGAUGGGGAGAUGGAUGCACAGAAGCUAGCAAGAAUAACUAAACAAUUUAUAACUGCAGCAGGAACAGCAACAUCAGCAAUAAAUGCAUUAAAUAUAGUAACAGGUACUACUGCUGCAGCGCAGCAGCAGCAUCAGCAGCAGCAGCAGCAACGUAUAGCAGCAGCAAAUGCUGCACUUGUACAACAAUUAGGUACAGCAGCACAAAGAUUUAUACCUAGUGAAUAUUAUAGUAGCUAUGAGUGUCGUUGCCCUGUUGGCUAUGAAUGGAAUAAGGAGACACUUGCAUGCGAAGAUGUAGAUGAGUGUCUCCUUGCCCAGGAGGCCUUCCUCCCUCAGCAGCAGCAGCAGCAGCAGCAGCAGGAGAUACAUUUACUAACAGUAGAGCAACAGAAGGUACUGCAGCAGCAGCAGCAGCAGCAGAAACUGUCUCUUGUUGCUGCUGCUAGGCAGCAGCAAAGGGGACAAUUAAUCCCUGGCUUACCUGGUCUAUGUGAUGGUUCUUAUGUCCUGCUGGUUUUAGAUUAG